Messenger RNA from Mizuhopecten yessoensis (Yesso scallop), 4214 nucleotides. RefSeq names its product nuclear factor of activated T-cells 5-like. Lineage: Eukaryota; Metazoa; Mollusca; Bivalvia; Pectinida; Pectinidae. The transcript has 8 exons. Gene Ontology annotation, molecular function: carbonate dehydratase activity; zinc ion binding. Gene Ontology annotation, cellular component: plasma membrane. The annotation marks the transcript as partial. The record is from RefSeq and is a predicted model, not a curated record.
CGAACUCUUCAUGGACUGCUGUUACAAGGGAACUUGAAGUGAGAGGGGCCAGAUCGUGGGAGCUGCAAAGAGGACAGCAUGCACGAAGUAACAACCAAUGGUGGAUAAACUAGCUGCAAAUUACUUCAGGAUUCUAGUGCUUUACAAGAAAAGAUAUUAUUGAGUGAAAGUGAAUAUAUAUAUAUUUAUACGCGACUUUGACAAUAAACUAUUAAUUCACGAUGGGAGAAUUACCUGUAAUGAUGCUAAUGACACUUCUAUAUGGAGGUACAAUUCAUCCAGAUACAAGUACAAAAACACAAGGUAGCAGUUGGAGUUAUCAUGGUAAUUCAGAACCAAAUAACUGGCAUAAGUCGUACCCCACGUGCAGCGGUAAUAAACAAUCGCCAAUUAAUAUCAAGACAGAGGAAGUCCUUCCCGUCAAUUGGUUGAAGCCUUUCGUUUACUAUAAUUAUCCAUCUGAUUCAGCCAAUCAAGUAGCAGCUACACUUGUGAACAAUGGUCACACAGCGAGUCUGGCCCUGGCCUCCAAGUGGUAUGUAGGGGGAGGUAACCUAAAGGAGCGGUACCAGGCGGCGGAGGUUCAUUUCCACUGGGGUGCGACGGACGAAGGCGGGGCAGAACACAGUGUCAACGGCUACAAACAUGCUAUGGAGGUUCAAAUGAUUUUCUUCGCUACCAAAUACGGAAAUAUGACGAAUGCUAUCAGACACCAUGACGGACUGGCAAGCAUUGCCGUCUUUGCCGAUGUUUCGCCCGAAGAUAAUCCUAUAUUUGAAGACCUUAUUGGAUCGCUUCAUACAGUAUCCGAAAAUGGGAAGACCUCUGACCUGCUUUCUUUCCGGCUGACGGAUUUCCUGCCACGAGACUCCCAAACGUUCUAUCACUAUAUGGGCAGUUUGACCACCCCACCAUGUCAUGAGAGCGUCAUGUGGUAUGUCAUGAGGGACCACAUCUCGCUGUCCAGUCGACAGGUUGAUGCUUUCCGGUCACUCAAUACUGGUGUCAUUGGGGCGGAAUCAAAUACAGUGGAAAGGAUCAGAGACAAUGUUCGACCAGUUCAGCCUCUCUUUGGUAGAAAAGUAUACAGCAGCAAACGCCCCCUUACAGUGCCUCCACUAAGUGCAUUUACAAAACACUUAAUAAAAAAGAGAGCAGUAUCGGGGGCAAUAAGACCACAGUUCAAGUUGUCUGGUAGAAUCAGCAGCCCGUUCAGUUUUGCUAGAGGAAGGAAAUCAAUGAGAAGAAUUGCACCAGCAGUAGUAGAGGAAAGAGCGCCGCUUAGUGUUGGUCAUUUCUUUGGUCAAAAGAAGUCGGUAUCAUCUAUGAACACACAGGUUCAGCCAAUAGCCAACAUCAAUCAAAAGUCUUCACACACUAAUCACAUAAUCGAACCUGCCGCCGGUAGUGGCGGCGCUCCUGCAUGGAAAUCACCGCCGUCAUCAGCAGGUACCGCCUCUAAGAGCAACUGGGCGUGGCCUGAGACAAAGACAGCGGGAUCAUGGUCACCUGGAAAAAAGGAGCCCAACGUCCCUCCACCUCCGCCAACAGAAUUGUCAACAACAACAACCAGCAACUUCGAAUUACAAUUCAAAAAUGCAAAUGCAAACAACAAAAUAAAUACACAAGAUCUGACAGGCAAUGUCCAAUUUGGUGCAGUUCAAGGAAUUUCUGUUCAGCCAUCUGAAGGAUCUGCAAGAGGCAAUAGCAUCAGUAACACUCCAAAAAUAGGAGGCACACCAAAUGCACCACACAUGCAAUUUGCAGUACAGCCUGAAGUGCAAGUGUCGAAGAUUGGAGGGGCAGAAACUCGACCGACGACAGCAGCCCGUGCCAAUCCAACAAUGUCCGUAACAGUACCUGCUGCUGAAACAACUUUGUCGCCGAUAACACCUGACCCAUCCUUGGUUAAAGAUACUAGAAUCCCUACGGCAGCGACUCUACGAGUAGAGAGACAACGCAUUGUUUAUCCCACAACAGUGAGUCCAAUCAAUGCCCACCAGACAUGGCCAAUUACUGCAGCCGCCCCUACGAAUGGAAUUCCAGUCAAAACACCUCAACAGCAACCCCGUAGGUGGUCUGCCCGGCAGAAUGAACCAGUAGCACCUGCAGAGCCAGCAUCACAAAGCAUUCCAAUACAUGACCCCACAUUUGUUCCGCCUACAACUGCACAAACGCCACAAACAACAACACGCGCAUGGCAAUCCCGCGUGUCCGAGCCAGCUAUACAAGAAACACCUCAACGUUUGUGGCAAUCUGGAGUGGCUGAUCUGACAAAAGAUCAGCAACCAAAUGGAAACAGGUGGCAGGCAAGUGCUUCACAGUCAUCUUGGCAAUCAGGGGGUUCUCAGGUGUCAGGAUCGGUUCAGCAGAAGACAUGGAAUUCACCAGGGUCAAGGGGAUGGCAAUCUCGUUUUAGACAACCGGCACCAGCACUCACACAAAAGACUCCGUCUAAAAAGGAGUGGCAACCAAUCGCAUCUAACCCGACAACCAAAAACCAGGGCAACGCAGCCGCGAGCAGCGUGCCUAGAGAACGACAAUCAGUCUGGAAAAACGAUCGGAACUGGCAGAAUAAAGCACAAGUACCAACUGUUUCACGACCACAAAAUACAGCAAACAAGUGGGAAGCAAAAGCGCGGACACCUGCAGCAACCCAGGCCGCUCCACAACCGUCACCAACACCAUCAGGUUUGCCUAACAAUUCGACAAUAGAAGACGCCGUUGGAUGGUUUGUUGCUCAAUUAAAAAGUGGCGCAUUCCAAUCAAGACACCAGCAGCUGUGGGAUCUACUUGAAUCAGCUAUAACGCAAUAUAAGAAAGACACAGCAAAACCUGGCAUGAAGCAAAAAAUAAGUGAACUAAAUGCGAAAUUGCAAAAGCUUGGAGGUAGAUUGAGAAAUUCAGUAACACUUGCUCCGAAUCCACAAACAUAUAGCCAGCACCAAAAUGGACAAUCACCAUUUGUGUCUUCUCCAGAAAGUCCCCAAGAAGCACAACCCGUUGGUUCCUACGUUCAACCCGGGCACCAACAUCCUCAACAAGCGAGAGGAUUCCAGUACCAUGAAGUACCACCACAGCGAUCAGCACAUCGGAAGCACGACCCUCCACGCUCUCGUUAUAACCAGGACGUAAAGUCAGUAAACUCAAUGAAUAAAAUCGAUCGAGGGGUAAAUGCAGGCUCAGUUUUGCUUAGCAAUCUUCACGGGAAGAAUUCACCAGACAUUAUAACAGUGCCUCAAGAUAUCACUGUGUUCACGCCGGUGAAUGGCGGAAUUCCAGACGCAACACCCGUUCCAAAUCACCAGACAUUGUCGAGCUCAAUUAAUAACCCCCAACAAAAACACUUGUCUAGAAAUGCUGAAUUCAACGUUGCACAACCUAACCAGGUGCAACAACAUCAACAGGGAUUUGAACCUAAUGCAGCUGAGAACUUGCCUAUCACUACAACAUUCGAGCAAAUAACAACAAUGGCUACACCUACAACUACUAUCAAAGUCUUCAGGAAAAAACCAACGUUUUCCGUUGGAAAUAGUAAAACUGCUAGUAGUUUCAAAAUGUCAGGAGGAAGUCGAUUUUCUGCAAAAUCGUUUUCUGCUCAUAAAGCGAAAUCGUCGUUAUCCUUUUCUCCGAAAAGGAUUGGUACUUGGUCGGAUCCUGCUGCUAAAUUAAAAGAACAGCUUCAUUUACGACAAGAACAACAACGAAUUCAGGAACAAAAGGAACAAGAGAGAUUACAGCUAGAACAGCAACGUCAGGAACAAUUAAGAUUACAACAGGAACAGCAACGUCAAGAACAAUUAAUAUUGGAACAGGAACAGCAACGUCAGGAACAAUUAAGAUUGCAGCAGGAACAGCAACGUCAAGAACAAUUAAGAUUGCAGCAGGAACAGCAACAUCAAGAGCAAUUACGAAUACAGCAGGAACAGCAACGUCAAGCACUAUUAAGAUCACAAUCUCAACAACAAAGUUUCCAAAGUCAACAGCAACAACAUAUGUUUAAUCCUACAAAUAAUCCUUUUGAACCACAGCAACAAUUCCAACAAAAUCAUAAUCAGAUGCAGCAAUCACAGCAACCACAGCAUCAUCAACAACCAAAUUUUCAACACCAACAACAGCUUCAGCCACAGGAAAUUCAACAACAACAACAACAACAACAACAACAACAACAACAACAACUUCAGCAACAGCAAAUUCAACAACAACAACUUCAG